GUCCCCUGCCGUGAUGUUGGCACUAUUACUUGUCACUUUUGUCAAUCUGUUGUUGUCAGAUUGUCUGUUGUGACGUGUGCGUUUAGUUUUUGUGUUAAUAUUUAAUAUCCUUCAAAUUAAUCAUGUCAAAGCCAUUUAAAAGCAGUGCAAGAGAGAUUGUGUUGAAGGUUCGUGCCUUUUGUGAGAGAGAAAAGGCAAACGAAGCCCCGUUAAUUAGACUCGAUCAAGUGCGAGCACGAGUCGCCGCAAUGACAGGCAUGUCGGAGAAAACCGUGAGUAGAAUAACUAAAAAAGGUGAAGUUGCUGCCUCUACGUCUCAAGAACUCAAGUCUCCUGGAAAACACCGUCAAAAACGUAAAACGGUGGAUCUUGAUGAUUUCGAUUUAUGCGCAUUAAGAAAUAAAAUCCAUGAAAUGUAUACUGUCAGAAAAGUUGUUCCUACCUUGAAUAAAUUACUUAUUGAAUUAAGGAAUGAUAUAAACUUUGGUGGAGGUCGAACUACUUUGUGGAAAAUUUUAAAACGAAUCGAAUUUAAAUACAAAAAUUGUGGUUCGAAGCGGAAAAUUUUAAUGGAAAGACACGACAUAGUUACAUGGAGACGCAAGUAUAUCGAUACUAUGAGACAAAAUCGUGUAGAAGGUCGGCCAAUAGUUUUCUUAGAUGAAACAUACAUUCACGCAUCAAAUGCAGUGCAAAAAUGUUGGCAAAAAGGUGACGAGGACGGAGUACUAACAAGUGAUUCUCCUGGAACGCGAUGGAUUAUUGUUAAUGCAGGUGGAGAAAUGGGGUUCGUUUCGAAUGCUCAAUUGAUUUUUAAAUCACAGAGUAAAUCAGGGGACUACCAUGACGAUAUAAAUAGAACAAAUUUUAUGAAAUGUCUUUCAGAGAAACUUAUACCCAAUUUGCCUCCAAACUCGUUAGUCGUCAUGGAUAAUGCUCCCUAUCAUACAGUACAAGUGAAUAAAGCACCUACUAUGAGUUCCUCAAAAGUCCAAAUGCAAGAAUGGAUUACAAAUAAGGAAUUAUCUUAUUUACCGACAAUGUUGAAAGCAGAGCUUUAUCAAAUUAUAAAAAAGCACAAAGAAGCGCCCAUUUAUGAGGCUGACCAAUUAUUGAUAAGUCAUGGCCAUAAAGUGUUUAGGUUGCCCCACUAUCACUGUGACUUAAAUGUUAUUGAGUUUAUGUGGAGUCUUUUAAAGAGACGAGUAGCUAGCAAUAAUCCAGUGUACAAUAUAAUAAUGCGUUUAGGAUGAUGUUGUCACUGCCGCGCUUUUGUAGUGCAUCCACAAUGUUUGCGACAUCUCAC
This is a messenger RNA of Bombyx mandarina (wild silkworm), 1306 nucleotides long. RefSeq lists its product as uncharacterized. NCBI's taxonomy places the organism in Eukaryota, Metazoa, Arthropoda, Insecta, Lepidoptera, Bombycidae. The record is from RefSeq and is a predicted model, not a curated record.